Molecule: messenger RNA, 2301 nt
Organism: Alternaria novae-zelandiae
Lineage: Eukaryota; Fungi; Ascomycota; Dothideomycetes; Pleosporales; Pleosporaceae
Exons: 2
Coding region: 1-2301 (766 amino acids)
Biological process (GO): regulation of DNA-templated transcription
Source: RefSeq, a predicted model, not a curated record
AUGGCCGAAGUCAUAGGCCUCGCAGCUAGCAUCAUCCAGAUCGCAGGCGCUGGUGCCAAGCUCAGCGUCGCAUUGUACAACUUCACGAACUCAGCCGCGCGGGCAGACCAAGACGUCAAGGACAUUGCCGACGAUGUAGAGCUCACAUCGAAUGCGCUCGAAAGCGUUGGCAGGGUGUUUGAGUCCGAGGAGGCCGGAUCCAUCGUGUCGAAGAAGGCUAUCCAGGACGCUAACAACAUCAUCAAAAAGUGCCAAAGCGUCUUCGACGAAGUAUCAGAGAUAGUAGAGAAGAGGAGAAAGACUGCAAAGGAUGGAAAGAAAAGCUUGAGCGCGAUGGGUAAGCUGGCCUGGCCGAUGAAGGAACAGCGGGUCGAAUUGAACCGAAGGAGGCUCGAGAGUUUGAAGAACAGUCUUGUGCUUUUGCUACAUGUUCUGCAAUUGGCCCAAGGCCAGGCGCGAGGAAGAAUGGAGAAAGGUGUCUUGGAAGAAGAGCGUGACAAGAUCCGCGAGUUGCACCAACGACAGCAGGACUCACUCAAAAGUCUGCAAGCCCUCGAGAAUAGAUUCUGCCAUGUCGCACUCGGUGACGAAGAGACUCUCCGAAGAUCAAGCAUCGCCUCCCGUGUUCCAACCUUGGAGCUUAUGACCAGCGCUCCCGUCAUGGAGCUUCCUCCGCUAGAGAAGCGCUCAAAGCCUCAGAAAGACACCAUUACCAUCGACCUUUCAACCGCAGAUGAUUCAGACACUUCUGAUAGCGACGCUACGAUGUCAGGUGAUGACAAUGAGGAGCAGAUCUCGACCGAAGAACUGGCAAAAGCAGCGGACCAUGUGAAGAAACUUCUGAAGCGCAUCACAAUGCUACAAAAGAACUUCGAUGUCGACAAGAAGAAACAUCGGAAGCGACACGUGCACAAGAUGUAUCAACGCUUCUGCCGAAAGUUCGAAUCAGGUAUCAAGCUUCCGUCAGCUGCUGACUUUGGAAAGGUUUCUCCAUUCAUCGACUUCAAUAUGGACGAUGACGGAGGCCAAUUGGAGAGCUUUGACUUUGACAGCUUUCUUCACGUUCAGGAUAAGGACACGCAGUUUCCAUUGGAUGAUUUCUAUUUCAGCCAAGAGCAGCGUUCAGUGCCUCAGCAAACAACCAAUCUCGAUGCCCUAUCGUCGACGCAGAGCCCACAGCACCCGCCUCUUCUGUCCCAUGAAUCUGUGGAAACGGUUCCAUCAUUUGAUGCGCAAACGCCCCAUAAUCCUCCAGUGCCGAGUGGAAGUACAGCCUCAGACUUUCCGUUGGAUCUGUCUGGUCAGCAACAACGACCUAGUCUUGGUCAAGGACAGUCAGCACUGGCUCAGCAGCCUCCUGAAGCAUUAUCGCAGACGUGGGCGCAGAUUCAGAGGCAGGCGCAAUACAUGGCUCAACAACAGGCUCAAGCGCAGCACCAACAAGCUCAUUGGCAGCACCAACAAGCUCAUUCGCAAGCUUCAAUGCAGCCAAUGUCAGGGAUGGUUCAAAGCCUGCGUAGUCCUGCUAUGCUCAUGCUCAACAGGCCCAUGCUACCACCAGUCUCUACUUCUAAUCCUUCUAUGCCUACUUACAGCAGACCUGUGAUUCCUGAGAUAUCUCAGUCAUCACAAAGCGGUGUCGAAAGCUCGCUGCAUAACCAGUCUCCCACGCUGACCGCAGAUUCGACACUCUUACCACAACCGCCGAGCCCUACCACUGCCCUGCGAGACUAUCAAUAUCAGUUGAUGUUCUUGGAUUGUCGAAAAAGGAAAAGGAAACCACUUUUGGAACGAGAACAAGAUGGCACCAGCCAAUCGAUGACGGAUAAUUCGAUGACAGAAAAUAUCACUUCUCAGCCUGAAAGCAGUGCGAGACAAGAUGCGCACGCAUCUCCACGCGUGUCAGGUUGGCCGAGUGCAGGCUCUGGGAAGGUAUGGGAACCGUACAAUCUCAGGUUAUCCUCUUCGAGUGGAUAUGCGAGGCUUCCUGCGCGACCCGACCUCUCUGUGCUUAGCAACCUGUCUCACCAAGCCCGCACGCCUUCGAACGCGUCCAUGAUAGACCCAUACCCAUCACGGUUGCCGGAUGAUGGAACGGAGCAGGACGAUGGCCAGCGUUCGUCAAGGAAAAGACGGCGUUUGGUGAAAGAUGAGGAUGAGCCCUGUACCAAGGAUGCUGCUGACCUAGUGUUGAAGCUCGAGGAGAAUGAGGAGAUGAGGGAGACCGAACCGGCCUCGAGUCCAGUGGACAGAGACAUCGUCGACGUGCUACUCGAUGAAUGGACGGUACCCGUGUAUUGA